Molecule: messenger RNA, 1137 nt
Organism: Adineta steineri
Lineage: Eukaryota; Metazoa; Rotifera; Eurotatoria; Adinetida; Adinetidae
Source: the annotation of a GenBank genome assembly
AUGGGUAAUUAUCUUCAAAAUUUUCGUGGUAGUACUGAUCGUGCGACUACAGAAACCACACGAAGAGCAGGAUGGUUACCAAUAGGAGGCAUAUGUAUAUUUUUAGUGAUACUUUUUCUCAUUGCGGUUACAAUAGUGUGUUCACUAAUUCCGUUGUACUUAUCGAAGAAAGAUGUUAAUGCUGCAGUGAAUAAUGAUGCAAAUUUGAACAUGGUAUUUGCUACUGAUUUCAGCAGUAACACUGGGGAAUCAGUUACUAAUGAUGAUUCACUUACUCGUCAGUUUAAUGACAAAAUGGGUUACCCUAACGAUGUGUUAAGUGUUAAAUCGGUCUCCUUGGAGACUGGUAGUAUUACAAGCACCAAGAAGAAAAAACGACAACUACGAGGUGCAGUAUCUUGCAAUGCAACUCAAGCAGGUUCUAGUGUAAGCCAAGGUGACAAAAUUCGAAUGAUAAUCAUCAUUAAUGAGUGCCCAAAAACGAAAUGCAAGACUGCUUAUUGUAUUACACAAUGUAUACUUCCAACCAAGGCCGAUAUACAAUCGAAACUUAGCUCGACUACAUUUACUAUUGUAACAAAUCUUGCAUCAUAUACAGUUUCAUCUCGAUUUUGCGGGUUUGAUGUAGUCCUGUCAGCAGUUUCGACUACAAUAUCACCUACAAUAACAGCAACAACUACAAGCACAACAACAACCACAAUAUCAGUGUGGGUACUUACUGGCAGCAUGAGUACUGCACGAAAAUAUCACACACAAGUCACAUUGGUAAAUGGAAAUGUGUUAGUUGCUGGUGGAAGCACUGAUGGUAGUACCGCAUUAAAUAGUGCAGAAAUGUACGAUUCAUCCACAGUUCUCUGGACAACUACUGGUAGGAUGAACACUGCACGAUUUUUUCAUACAGCAUCCAUAUUGGCAAAUGGAAAUGUGUUAGUUGCUGGUGGAACCGCUGAUGGCAGUACCGCACUGAGUAGUGCAGAAGUGUAUAAUCCAUCUACAGGACUCUGGACAACUACUAGCACAAUGAGCGCCACACGACUUCUUCACACAGCAUCCAAGUUAACAAACAGAACUAUCUUAGUUGCUGGUGGAGUCCCUAACCUUAUAAAUGCAUUGAAUAGUGCAGAAGUAUAUGGAUGA